This is a messenger RNA of Parnassius apollo (apollo), 1494 nucleotides long. Lineage: Eukaryota; Metazoa; Arthropoda; Insecta; Lepidoptera; Papilionidae. The record is from the annotation of a GenBank genome assembly.
AUGAGUUCUGGUAUGCCUGAAUUGGGCUCCAAGAUAAGCCUAAUAUCGAAAGCUGACAUCCGUUAUGAAGGUCGUCUUUUCACCGUCGAUCCUCAAGAAUGUACCAUCGCUUUAGCUAGCGUGCGAUCAUUCGGAACUGAGGAUCGCGAGACACAAUUUCCAGUAGCACCUCAGAGUCAAGUGUAUGACUACAUCUUGUUCCGAGGAUCUGACAUCAAGGACAUCCGUGUGCUGAACAAUGUUCCCUCUUUGCCUAAUGACCCUGCAAUCAUGCAAAUGUCAGUACCACCAUCCCUUGGUGGUGCAGGCAAUCAGGGACAAUAUGCGGGGCAGUUUAACCACCCAGUCGUGGGUCAGACGCAGUAUCCUCAAUAUCAUCCGAUGUCAGGCUUUCCCAGCAGUGUGCAUGCUCAGCUCAACAAGACUAGUGAGUUAUCACCACAAGCAUCAGUGGAUUUGGCACCACAGCCCCAGCCAACUGCUGCUCCGAUAGGAUCAGGACUGGUGCAUCCAACCAACCAAGUGAAAGACCAAGGUUCAAUGCUUGAUCUUAUUGGAGGUGGAAAUCAGCAGAAUGCUUCGCGCUCUGGCACUCCUGCUGGUGGCCACAGGAAAAGCCCUACUGCUGAUCAAGGCACUCAGGUGGGGUCGGUAGCGAGCGGUUCCGGGCAACGGGAUAGCCGACGCGGUGGGCCGCAGAAGGCGGGUCAGCAGCGCGCGAGGCCCUCGUCCCGGACCCGCCAGCGCCUGCCGAGCGGCGGUGCGGCCUCCAGCGCAACGCCCGCGCAGUCGCAGACCAAUGCUGCGCCCGCUCAACAACAGCAACAGCAGAUGCAACAACAACAUCAUCAUCGUCAACCCGGUCAGGGCUAUGGUCGUGGAGGCUGGCGGGGCCGACCGCGUGGUCGCGGACGUGGCUUUGUGCCUCGCAACAAGAACACGCUGAAGUUUGACAAUGAUUAUGAUUUUGAACAAGCCAAUACCGAAUUUGAAGAACUGCGCAGCCAACUUGCCAAAGCAAAGAUCUCUGAGGGAGAGACCAAGGUGGAGUGUGAUGUACAGGGUGAAGUUGACAAGAAAGAUGACUCCGGCAACGAGACUGGUGCUGGUGAGCCUGAGUUGGACGAUGACUCUGCUUUCACUGGUUAUGAUAAGAACAAGAGUUUCUUUGAUAAUAUCUCCUGUGAGGCUGUCGAGAGAUCAAAGGGGCGCAGUCAGCGGACUGACUGGCGGACCGAGCGCAAGCUGAACUCGGAGACGUUCGGCGUGGCGUCGGCGCGCCGCGGAGCCUGGCGCGGUCGCGCCAACUGGCGGCACAACCUGCACAACCAACACAAUUCGCACCAUCAACCUAUGUCGUACUUCCCCAGCUGGCGGGCGAUGCGUGGCGCGCGCGGCCGCGGCAACAACAUCCGGCAGCCGCGCAGCAGCGUGCCCACCGCGCCCGCGGGAGCCGGUGCCUCCGCGCACCAUUCCACCGCCGCCGCAAAGUAG